This is a messenger RNA of Striga asiatica, 774 nucleotides long. NCBI's taxonomy places the organism in Eukaryota, Viridiplantae, Streptophyta, Magnoliopsida, Lamiales, Orobanchaceae. The record is from the annotation of a GenBank genome assembly.
CAAAUUUUUAUGGACCCUUUAAUAAUUUCAAAUUCGAUGUUAUUGAAGAUUGCAAAAGGUCAGAGGACCUACAAGGUGCGUUUUGUAAUUGAUGUUAGCGAACUUGGGGAAUUUAGUCCACUCCUACAGAAUGCAACAACGUUUCCUGAAUUUCAAAGCAUUUCUUGGUACAGGUCAAUAAUUUCCAUGUAUAUUGCAUUUCAUGAUUUUUUUUUGGCCCACUAUUUAAUUUUACUUGUUGAAAGCUUUUCCAUUUCUCUCAUCUGCUGUUACCAAACCUGUAGGUACACCUCUAGAUAUUAUUGCCUUGGAUGCCAUCCUAUUCCAGCCCUGAAAUAUCUUUUUGAUCACUCGAGUGUAUGUGCAAAUGAUCAGAUUCAGUGGUUGACAAGGAUUUUAAAAGAAAGCGAUAGUGAGUGGAAAGUUGUCUUUGGUGAGUGCAAAAUAUUGAAAAUGGAAAAUGGGAGUCCUUUUGAGCCUUUAUGGAGCAUAUUGCUUCAAUAUGGAGAGAAUGCAUAUAUUAGCACGAAAAGUUGCACCGAUCAAGGACAGAGGUUUGGUGUUAGUUCAAUGGACAGAGGUUCUUAUUUUACCGCCGUAAAUCAGAAUUUUGUUUUUAAAGAGGAUAAAGCAGAUGGGUUUAUUUUCCACCGAAUCAGCUCACUAGAGAUGGUGAGCUAUGGCUAUCUUUCCAUUCAAAAAUUAGUUUUUGUUCGUUCGGUUUUCUCGUGGCACAGAAAGCCCUACAAAAUAAUUGCAAAAGGAAACUAUUGA